AUGACAAAGGCUAAGCAUUCAAAUAUUUUGGCACCAGAUAUCUUGAACUCCUCAAUCUUCACUAGCCAUGCUGUUUGUGACCAAACAGUUGAAUUGCUGAAAGCUAUUACUAGUCGUUUCAAAACUCUUUUCGACCUACUUAAGGUUCAACUAAAGAAGUGUCCAUCUAUUGACAAUGAAAAGGCCCUAAAGAAGCUUCUGAAUUUAUACGAUAGUGGAGCUUUGGUAAAUCUACUUGUAAUGGGGUUUAAUAUCUUCUUGAAUCAACAUAUUUAUGGAAAACUGGUCCUCUCGUCUAUCUUAUUCCUCUCCUUUUUCAUACUGAGUUGUCUAGGCUUAAUCGUGUUAAACAAGCUGAAAGUAGAAUCGGCUUCCAGCUUUACAAAACAGUGCCGCCCUAUACAGGAACCGCUAACCUCUCAUAUUCAAGAGUCCAUUGAUGUUUCUAUCGACUUGAAAAACUUUAUUCCGAAAGUUUCUCCUAAUUCUGGAGAGAUCCCAAACAAUUUAGAGUUGCAAUCAAUUGAAAUUGAAAAAACUACCCAAUUUUCAGAUGAAGAAAAAAAACAAACGGUAGAAAGAGUUCGAUUAGUUUACCGAAGAUUGAAUCAAAGUGUAUUUUGGUCUCUCUACCGAUUGAUACUAAAAGGCAACCAAGAAACGUUAUUGAGGAAGUUUAAUCUUGAAAAAUGA
Molecule: messenger RNA, 693 nt
Organism: Komagataella phaffii GS115
Lineage: Eukaryota; Fungi; Ascomycota; Pichiomycetes; Pichiales; Pichiaceae
Exons: 1
Coding region: 1-693 (230 amino acids)
Source: RefSeq, a predicted model, not a curated record